UUUGGGUCUGUGUGCUUGCUUGUGUGUGUGUGUGUGUGUGUGUGUGUGUGUGUGUGUGAGUGAGUGACGGCAUGCAGCUCCUCCCUGCUCACGCUUCCUGCUUCAGCUGCUCACUGGCUGGAUUUUUUGGGGGUGGAGCUCUCUGCUGCCUCCAUUGCUGCAAAGACGGGGUGAGAAGCAGAGAAGAGAGAGAGAGAGAGAGAGAAGCAGAGGUAGGGGGAGGGAGGGAGUGAGACAGAGCGAAAGAGGGAGCAGAGCUGCAUCAGGGCCACAGUGAAGGAGGAAAGCUGCUUGCCUGCAUUCGGGCGUGGGGCUCCCUCAUUUACAUUCCAGACACCGCCGCCUCUCUGGGGGAUUUGCACGUCUUCGGGGCUCCGUGCACCGCUGUCUGUCUGCAGCUCUCUCGACUAGUCUCCACAUUCCGUGAUUUUAGUAUCGUUAUCACUAUUAUUAUUUUCGUGUCAGUGAAGAGAACUCUUUCCGCUGGUUUACCCUGCUGAAGUUGUCAUGAAGAGCUGCAUCUCUCGCCUCGGGGCCGUCUCGGAGAGCGGAGCGCCAGCUCCGUCUGCCCGGCUCCCCGGCCAUGCCUGAACGCUCCAGCCACCGCUGCCGUCACCGUGGUGACACCUUCCUCCUCUAACAGGCCAGCGGCUUCCCCUAACUGAGAAGAUAAGGUAUCCGUUUGGAUUCUCCGUCCCGCUGUUCUCUCCCUCUGCCCUUGGCUGGCACCAGGCCGUGGUACUGCCGCGCGAACUCCCGGAGGACGCAGUCGGGCCAGGACUGCCACCGCAGCCUCCAGCCCGGCACCUGCUCCUCACUUGCUCCUGGGAAUGCGCCGGUCCUGUGGGGGGGCCUCCUCUCCGGGUCUCGCUGCAUCGCUGCUGACAUGGCAGGUGCCGUAUGCGCCUGCAUCUGCGGACUCUCGCUGGGGCACGUCAGCUGUCAGGAUUUGCUGAGAAAGGAAGAGGAGAGGUAGAGGCGGGGGAGAGAAACAGACUCGCAAGGAGGGCCGGGGGGGGGUGGGGCAGGAGUGCGGGCGGUUUCCAGGGCACCCGAAGUAAAAUCCCCUUGCCAAAAAAUGAGAACUGGGGAGAGCUAAAGACCCACCUCAGGAUGAACUCUACUGUGGAUAUGAACCAGAGCAGCGUGCCGUUUUGUCUUUUGGAUGUGGGCUACUCUCAUUUCUUUGAUACUUGCAUCCUGGAGAUGGCUAUUAUUCUCUUCCUCACCAUCCUCAUCAUCUCCGGAAACCUAGUGGUGAUCUUUGUCUUCCACUGUGCGCCGCUGCUCAACCAUCACACCACCAGCUCCUUCAUCAAGACCAUGACGUACGCUGACCUGCUGGUGGGGGUAAGCUGCCUGAUCCCUUGCCUGUCCCUGCUGCACUACUUGGAGGGUCUGGACGAGGAGCUCACCUGCAAGGUGUUUGGAUACAUGGUGUCCGUGCUGAAAAGCGUCUCGAUGGCAUCGCUGGCGUGUGUCAGUGUGGACCGCUACAUUGCUAUCACACGGCCGCUCUCCUACGCCACGCUGGUGACGCCCUGCCGGCUCCGCGUGUGCAUCACUCUCAUCUGGCUCUACUCGAGCCUCAUCUUCCUGCCAUCCUUCUUCGGCAUGGGCAAGCCCGGCUACCACGGCGACAUCAUUCGGUGGUGUGCCGAGUCAUGGAGGACCAAGCCUCCCUUUACCUCCUUUAUUGUGGCGCUGCUGUACGCGCCGGCCGCCUCCACGGUCUGCUUCACCUACUGCAACAUCUUCCGCAUCUGCCAGCAGCACACUCGUGAGAUCAGUGAGCGCCGCGCCCGCUUUGGCCCACAAGAAGGUGCCACUGGCGAGGGCCAGGCCUGCACGGACAAGCGCUACGCCAUGGUGCUCUUCCGCAUCACCAGCGUCUUCUACAUCCUGUGGCUGCCGUACAUCAUCUACUUCCUGCUGGAGAGCGCAGACAUCUACCGGAACCCAAUGGUCUCCUUCCUCACCACCUGGCUGGCCAUCAGCAACAGCUUCUGCAACUGCCUCAUCUACAGCCUCUCCAAUAGCGCCUUCCGCAAGGGUCUCAAACGCCUGUGCUCCUUCUGCCUGCGCCGGGUGGAGAGCAAGAAGCCCCCAGGAAUACACGAGGGCGCCGCCGGCCCUAGGGCCACCUGUCACGUAUGAGCCAAGCCAGGGAUUCUGGGCUUUCCAGGAGUCAAUGGUUCUGGAAAUAGGUUGGCAGAAGUCGUCCCGUCCUUAGGCUGCUGGGGGAGUAGCCGUGCACCCCAGUCAGAAGCAGGAAGUCGGGUGUUGGAUGGGCUCGAACCGCCUGAACCGAGGGGGCGAAGAUCACAGCAUCGGGGAGUUUAUCAUGAUGUACUUUCAGUAGUCCUUCUCAAACAAUAGUCUUCUGCAAAAAAACAAGCUACCGUCUACAAGUAUGUCUUAGCAUUGUGUGAAACAUCCUCGUUUCAUUGCCAGGCGAAAGACAAUGUUUGACAGCAGAGUGCUACUCUCCAGGACACUUUUGCAUCGGAUGGAAUAUUUAGUUGUUUAACUUCAAAACAACUUAUUGUGAUGGCUUUAAUGUCUUCAUCUGUGUACUUUUCCAAGGUUUCAUUCACAGAUGUUUUGUACCCAUUUUUUGUUUCACGGGGCAUGGCUGUGAAGCAUACCACAAGCACGUCGGGCUCCACAAUAAGGGAUGUGAAAUCCCUACUGCUCGGCGAAGGACGGGAAAACAUUUGGCAGAUUUUUUUAUUUUAUUUUAUUCCAAGGUAUUGCUGGCCUGGACCUGAACACAUAGCACUGUUAGGGGUUAGGAUAGCUGUUAUUGUUUACAGAGUGUUGUGUUUCAGAGGAAGGUUACCUUUGACUGCACUAAUGUUGUCCCCUCGUCUUAAGCAUGCUGUGCUUUAUGCUGGCUGGAACCCUGUAUUUGGUUUGCGUUAGUAACGAUCCAGGAACGUCUCAGAGGAAGGAGAAAUGUUUAUUUGUUUAGCUGUUUAUCUCGGAACAGCUUCUAGCUGACCCAUGGCUGGUGACUUGCACCACAAGGUCUUUCUGUAGAAUCUUAUUGACUUGCUCUCUCAAAUGGGAGUUUAUUUUCUGCCCGUCAAUAUGUCAAGCUUUGGGGCGACGUUGCGUCAUCGCCCUUUUGCGUGCCGCUUUCCGACCCGCGUUUACGCUGCAAAUUUAAUCAUGAGGGCCGAGGCUGUUUUUCUGAGAAGAUUUCUGAAUGUGUUGAUGGCCAGGCGGAGUCUGGAUUGCCCACAAUUCAUAUUGUGAAAGUGCUUUUAUCCGUGAAGGCUUUAUGUAGCACGCGUCAUGGCUGAAAAGGCAGCAUUUCGGACAAUUCUCUCAGCCGACACGCAACCGAUGGAACAGAUGCAUGACAGGGAGAGAUGCUGAGGGUUGAAUUGCAGCUGAACAGUGUAUUUGCCGCUCAUGCAGACAUUCUGCCUUUGAGUCUGCCUUGCAUGUUGAGAAGCGACUAGACGACUAGACUAGUGGGCAGCCAACUCAGAGCUGGAGCCGCUGUUACACAGGCAUGCCCAUGCCGGCACUGUCCAGUUAAUGCUUGGCUCCACUCUCAUUCAUUGGCAGUCUCGACACCGGACAGGUUGUAUGUAGGUCUCUGGCGAGUGAAAGGCUCAGGCAUGGUUGGGUCCAACGUGCCAUAUGAGCAGGACGCUGCCGUACCCAGGCAGCUUGAAGCCAGUGAUUCACGCUCGCGUCUUUGUGUGGAAACGGGUUACUGAUAAGGAGGGGGGGGGGCGGCAUUAAUUCCACAUUAACGCCCCGCUGAGUCUCGGCUCUACAACAGAGUACCUAUUGCUGUACUGAAAUCCUAUUUUAGCCUGGUGCUCGUCAUGAUUAAGUGCACGAUAGUAUUACUCUUUUUUUUUAUAGACCAAAGUUGAUUAUUUAAUACUGAGAGGUUUUUUAUUUCUCCUAAAAAUUGUACUUGGAGAGGAGAAUGUGUAGUUACCUUCCAGUGUGUGAUGUUUAAUGACUGAUAGACUUUAAUCAUGACUCCUUCUCAGGCCUCUGAAUGCAAUAUUGUUGCAUAGACACCUCCUCUUUCAUUGUCUUCUCCAGAAGGGUUUAAUUUAUUGUGAUACUUUAGGCACCUUUGAAUGCGACUGAUG
This is a messenger RNA of Paramormyrops kingsleyae, 4124 nucleotides long. Its product is annotated as probable G-protein coupled receptor 21. Gene Ontology annotation, cellular component: membrane. Gene Ontology annotation, biological process: G protein-coupled receptor signaling pathway. The record is from RefSeq and is a predicted model, not a curated record. Gene Ontology annotation, molecular function: G protein-coupled receptor activity. Lineage: Eukaryota; Metazoa; Chordata; Actinopteri; Osteoglossiformes; Mormyridae.